This is a messenger RNA of Danaus chrysippus (African queen), 759 nucleotides long. The record is from the annotation of a GenBank genome assembly. NCBI's taxonomy places the organism in Eukaryota, Metazoa, Arthropoda, Insecta, Lepidoptera, Nymphalidae.
AUGGAUAUCAAUAAUAUUAUACGUCGCGUGUCGGAAGUACAGUCGCCCACUCGUUGGCACGCGACCACUACACGCGACUCUGCCAACGUGAGAGAUAUUUCGGGUGCUAGUAACAAGCCUAUUAUGGAGAAGAGGAGGCGAGCGCGUAUUAACAACUGCUUGAAUGAAUUGAAAGCGUUGAUACUUGAUGCAAUGAAGAAAGACCCGGCGCGUCAUUCGAAAUUAGAGAAGGCGGAUAUUUUGGAAAUGACUGUGAAACAUUUGGAAGGUUUGCGAUCUGAAGGCGCCGGUUCGCCGGAUCGUUUCAAAGCUGGUUAUAGACAUUGUCUGUCUGAAGUUUCCAAGUUCCCGGGCUUGGAUUCAGGUUUGAAGCGUCGCCUGGUGAAGCAUUUGGAGGGUUGUGUGAAUGUUAACAGACCGCUAACAGCUCCGACCCCGCCGUCUGAUGUCGAUGAUACAACACACUCUACGAUAUUCAUAUCAGCCGGCCCGGGUUCUGGUGUCCGAUUAGUGCCAACAAGAUUAUCUAACGGGGAUAUCGCGUUAGUUCUACCAGCGGGUGUAAGCGCUAGUACUUUGGGAGCCGUUCCUACAUUACUACCGCUAUCACCUCGCGAAAUAUCCUCUGCUUCAUCGGAAGCUAGAUGUUUGUCACCCGCUAGUUCUGGCUGGGGCAGCCCUUCACCUUUAGAAGAACAAGCGCCUCUCGCGUUAGUCACUAGAAGACAGCCAGAGGAAAAACCCUGGCGUCCAUGGUGA